Messenger RNA from Sorex araneus (European shrew), 4400 nucleotides. It is a transcript of the gene MICU3, whose product is annotated as mitochondrial calcium uptake family member 3. The coding region runs from base 411 to 1988 and encodes 525 amino acids. Lineage: Eukaryota; Metazoa; Chordata; Mammalia; Eulipotyphla; Soricidae. The record is from RefSeq and is a predicted model, not a curated record. Gene Ontology annotation, biological process: calcium import into the mitochondrion; mitochondrial calcium ion homeostasis. Gene Ontology annotation, cellular component: uniplex complex. The transcript has 15 exons. Gene Ontology annotation, molecular function: calcium ion binding.
GCUGUGACUUUCGCAAAGGGGCGACGCCGUGAUCUGAGACCCUCCCAAUCAAGCAGACACGAGAGGACAAGUGAAGGGGAGGGGGGGGGGCGGGUGCCCAGCACCCCGGCACUCUCUGAGCCCGCCGAUUCACAGGCGCUCGCGCACGGGGGGCACGCCCGGGGCAGUAGCGGUUUCCGGCGCCCGCGGGAUUGGCCGCGGGGUGUGGGGCCGAAAAGCAGCGGGAAGCAGCCCCUCGGCCGCCUCUCCCCGCGCCCCGCGCGCCCCUCCACCCGCAGGGCGCUCGGCCGGGGUGCGGAGAGGCGCUCGCGCGCGCAGCGCGCCUCUGCCGCCACUUCUCGCGAGGUUUCGGCGCCCCCCCUCCGCCCCCACGAGCCCCCCCGGGAGCGCGGGCGCCGGCAGCUCGGGCUAUGGCUGCGCUGCGGAGGCUCCUGUGGCCGCCGCCUCGGCUCCCCUGCCCCGGGCCGUGGGGGCGGCCGGCGGGGAUAGCCCCGGCGGCCCCGGGCCGGCCCUUCUCCUGCCGGGAGGACGAGGAGGGGGCCGGGGCUGAGGCGGUCUGGAGGCAGCGGCGGCGCUGGGGGGAGCUGAGCAUCGCGGCGGCCGCCGGCGGGGGUCUGGUGGGCCUCCUGUGUUACCACCUGUAUGGGGACCCCCGGGCGGACUCCGCGCGGGCGCCGGCCCCGGGGCACCCCGGCGAGAGCGCGGCGGCCGAGCCCGAGGACCCGCCCCGCGGCCGGGGGCUGCUUCCCAUCCCGGUGGCGGCUGCCAAGGAAACGGUUGCUACUGGCAGAACAGACAUUGAAGAUUUAGACCUCUACGCAACAUCUCGGGAAAGACGGUUUCGUUUGUUUGCUUCCAUAGAAUGUGAAGGACAGUUAUUUAUGACUCCUUAUGAUUUUAUUUUGGCUGUAACCACAGAUGAGCCCAAAUUUGCUAAAACGUGGAAGUCACUUUCCAAACAGGAAUUAAACCACAUGCUCUCAGAAACACCUCCAGUUUGGAAAGGAUCAUCAAAGCUGUUUCGAAAUCUUAAAGAAAAAGGUGUUAUUUCUUACACAGAAUAUCUUUUUCUUUUAUGUAUUUUAACAAAGCCACACGCAGGUUUUAGAAUAGCUUUCAACAUGUUUGACACUGAUGGCAAUGAGAUGGUAGAUAAAAAGGAGUUUUUGGUGCUUCAAGAAAUAUUCAGGAAAAAAAAUGAAAAGAGAGAAACUAAAGGAGAUGAAGAAAAGCGUGCAAUGCUGCGUCUUCAACUUUAUGGAUACCAUUCUCCUACUAAUAGUGUACUUAAGACAGAUGCUGAAGAACUUGUCUCCAGGAGCUAUUGGGAUACAUUGAGACGUAAUACGAGUCAAGCACUCUUUUCAGAUCUCGCAGAGCGUGCUGAUGAUAUUACAAGCUUAGUAACAGAUACUACACUUCUAAUACACUUUUUUGGAAAGAAAGGAAAAGCUGAGCUCAACUUUGAAGAUUUUUAUAGAUUCAUGGAUAACCUCCAAACAGAAGUUCUAGAAAUUGAAUUUCUUUCCUAUUCUAAUGGGAUGAAUACUAUCAGCGAAGAAGAUUUUGCUCAUAUUCUUUUACGAUAUACAAACGUGGAAAACACAUCAGUAUUUUUGGAAAAUGUACGUUACAGUAUAUCUGAAGAAAAGGGUAUCACAUUUGAUGAAUUCAGGUCAUUCUUCCAGUUUUUGAACAACCUAGAAGACUUUGCAAUAGCCUUGAAUAUGUAUAACUUUGCAAGUCGUUCUAUAGGGCAAGAUGAAUUUAAGCGUGCCGUCUAUGUAGCUACUGGCCUCAAACUUUCACCACAUUUAGUGAACACAGUCUUCAAGAUUUUUGACGUUGACAAAGAUGAUCAAUUAAGUUAUAAAGAAUUUAUUGGAAUUAUGAAAGACAGACUCCAUAGAGGAUUCCGGGGUUAUAAAACAGUUCAGAAGUAUCCCACUUUCAAAUCCUGCCUGAAGAAGGAACUCCAUAGCAGAUAAAUACUCCUACUGCAAAGUUUAAAUGAUUAUCUACAUGACAAAUACAAGAAGCAAAAUUUUAAGAGAGCAGAAGCAGUUCUGACAUCAGAACAUGUAGAAAUGAAGGAAAAGGUGAAAUACUAUGAAAACUGUAACUUUCUUGAACAGAGAAUAUAUAUAUGUACAUAUAUAUAUAUCUUCUUACAGACUACAAAUGUUUUAUGUUACCAAGCUGAGCUUUUACCAUCAUUUAUUGGACUCUGCACUUCUUCAUUCCCUUCAGAAGUAUAUAGAUACUUCCUAUGAACUAUACAAAAAUGUUUUGUUUUUUAAUUUAUUAGCAAUUUGCUUCCUUUCAAAAAUAAUGUAUGACUCCUAGAAUGUAGAUCAUGUAAAAAUGAACAAGAUACUUUAUUUGGUUUUGAACUGUGAAUUUAUUUGCAGAAAAUGAAUUUUCCUUGAGAUCUAACUUAGGAUCCUUAGAAUUGUUAGUAAAUCUCCAUUAUUUGCUAGAUUUUUAACUACAUUGAAAUAAUUUUUUAAAAAACAAAUAGAGACAUAACUAUCCUAAUAUAUGGUUUACAUUGUACUUUUAACUUGAAAAAGUACUUAAUAUGCACUGUUUGAAUCAUAUAACUUUUUUUUCACUUUCUGUUCAUUUACCAAAGUCAACAGAAUGUCUGAUACUGUUUUAUUUAUAAAAUAAAAAAAUUAAAACAGAUUUUUUCUCAAAAAUGUAAAAUAUCGAUGUAGCAACUGGUGGCUGUAGCAGUAGUUAGUGUUAUAGUGGUCGUAAACAAGAUGCUUCUCCUGGUCACAGAUGGUACAUGUAGUAACACUAGUUACAGCCCUAUAACUUAUUGCAUAUUGUUAGUACAUGUUUUUAGCAUUAAAUGGAGUACUACAUAAGACUAAUGUAAAGUGUUUUAGAUAGAAAACUGAUAUAUAGAGGUAUUCAGAUAAAAGUUAAUGAUUUAUUUCUUUUAAAAGGACCACAUCAUACAAAAAUGACAUGCCAGUAAUACUGAAUAAUUUGAAUAUAAUUAUUUCAAAAUGUCUUAAAAGAGGAAGGAACAUUUUUCUAUUGAAAAACAGCAAAAUUAGAUAUUCCCUUGGAGAAAAUAACUCGAUAGUACUUAUUGAAACCUGUUCAAUUUUAAAAGUAAAAUUUAUAAAACAAUACUAUACAAAAUAUAAUAAAAAAUUUAAAUUAAUAUAUUUCUAUAUUAUAUAAGGAAUAUAUUCCCUUAUCUUCUUUUUCUAGGAUGUAUUUCAUGUAUUGCAAACACUCCAACUAUUUUUUUGCUUUGCAUAUGAAAAUAGGAAGUACAAAUUUUGUUUUUGUAAGUUAUUAAAUGUGAAAUAGUUCAACAUCAGUCUAUUUAUAAAAGUUACAUUCUUUCUAAGAAAAUGAAGAAAAUGUUAUCAUUUACUGUGUUAGCCAACUUUUUACAUUCUUUACCUAAUAUUAUUUAUUAUACUGAUAUAUAAAUAGUGAGUUGUUUGUUUGAGAAUUCAAUAUAGGAUGAUAAUUUCACUUUGCUUGCUUUUAAGAUUGAUUUAAUUGACUAAAUGAAAAUGCUUAAUGUUCAUAUAAGCUGCCUCAAAUAUAUUUUAACGCUAAUUGUUGUCAGUAUUUAUCAUUUGCUAUCCAAAAUAAUUGAAAAUUGCAGUUUACUAUUACCUUUAUAAUAUAUAAAUCUUGAAUGUAUAUUAUAUACAGUGAAGUAUAUAAUAUAUAGUAUAUAGAACAAUAUAUACUAUAUAUUAUAUACUUUAUAAUAUCUUGGCUGUAUAUUAUCUCAGACAUAUGAAAAAUUCUUUAUGCUAUAAUAGUAUAUUAUGUCAUCUGAUAUAAUUUGGAUGUAGGUUAAAAAUUAAUAUUGCCAAUUAAAACUUUAAUUCUGACAGUCUCUAAAGGAAGGCUCCAUAUAUAAUCUCAUUUAUUUUUUGCUUAUUCAAGAAAAUAAUGGAUGAUCUUUUGCUUAUAAAAAAGAAUGCAGUAUACAUAAUACAAAAAUGGGAAUAAAGUAUCCUGAUCAACUAAGUAAAAAACUAAUAAAUAAAUAAAUAUAUGUUAUCACUCUUUAACAUUAUCAUCUAUAAAAUGAGAGAUAAAUGUGUUUCACUGGAUUGUUGUUUACAUCAAAUGAAAAUUUAAGUCCUUUGAAAAUAGCAAUAUACUAGAUACAUGUGUGCUUUUCUCAGUAUUUUCUUCUACAAACAAGUCUUUGAAAAGAUGAACUAGACAAAGUUGUGAUAUCCUCUUCACAGAGUCUGCAUGAAUGAAAGGUCUUUGGUACUUUCCAACUAUUUCAUAUUAAUUUGUUUAGCUCCAGUUCAUUUAUUGUUCUUCUUAGAAAUUAUACUUGUAAUGCAGCCUGUCUUACAUUCUUGUUAUCUUAAAAUAAAUGUACUUGAAUCAGGAAACUU